Molecule: messenger RNA, 3504 nt
Organism: Drosophila willistoni
Lineage: Eukaryota; Metazoa; Arthropoda; Insecta; Diptera; Drosophilidae
Gene: Prp4k
Product: serine/threonine-protein kinase PRP4 homolog
Exons: 8
Coding region: 345-3125 (926 amino acids)
Biological process (GO): peptidyl-threonine phosphorylation; peptidyl-serine phosphorylation; mRNA cis splicing, via spliceosome
Molecular function (GO): ATP binding; protein serine/threonine kinase activity
Source: RefSeq, a predicted model, not a curated record
CAGUAUUUCAUAUAUUCUGAUUCAGAUGUCGAACUUUUCUCUUGUGUCGUGUUUUUGUUUAUCAGCCAACUCGUAAUUAACUAAAAUUAUACGUAUAAAAGAAAUAAACAAACAAACCGCUGCGCUCGUUGCACCGCACCUUUACGACCCUCUGAACGCACCAUAUAAGUUGCCCAAAGUAUCCUCCAGGAAAAGAGAGGAUACCACGGCAACUUACCACCCAACAAAACGAGAAAAAAAAAAAAUCUGGAGAGAAAAGUUGGCCAUUUCAUUAAACUCAAAUUGUCAAUACUAAAACAUUGUCAAGAAAGCCUUACCAAAAAUUACAAUUGAAACGACCAACCAUGACGAGUGAUGAAAAAAGUUACGAUUCCAGCGAGGGAAGCGAAACGGAAGAGCAUCAACGUCGUUCAUUAGCGGCCAAACACAAAAAGUCAAAGAAGCACAAGAAACAUAAAAAAUCAUCAUCGAGCCGGGACAAGGAUAAGGACAAAACCUCCCACCACAGUCAUAAGAAGCAUAAAAAGUCUAAGAAACGUCAGCAAAGUGACUCGGAAACGGAACACCGAAUCUCUGAGAAUGGCAAAAGGCAUUUGGUAAUGGAAUCCAUACAAAAGGCCAGCCGCAAUGGCAAUUCAUCCAAGGCAACAGAUCCUUGUAGUCUGGUAGAUGAGAUAACUAAAACUAUACAGAAUAAAAUCCAACCCAAUGCAGUUCUCGAGGUGGCCAGUUCGGGCAGUGAUAAUGAAGCCUCAUUGGAUGUGGCCAGUCCGAUCAUCAGUCAUAUCAUUGAGGAUGAACUCAAUCUGGAGGAUUUGAUGAGACAGAAGGCCAUGCUGCAGGCUUGUUUGGGUGCCUAUAUGUCACCAGAUCGUCCGGCGCCGCCUCCGACGACGCCGCCGCCGGCAAAGACAUCCAAAGGGUCGGGAUUGGGGGUGGCCAUGGCGGCAGCUGAAAAGUUGCCACCGCCGUCGCCGGUGCCGUUGCUGCUGCCUGCAACUAGUAAACAUGUUUAUAAUAAACAAUCUAGCGUCCAUAACUCAAAUGAAUCCGAUGUUAUAUUAUUGGAUGAUUCUAGCGGUGGUCAGCGCACACCUUCGCCCCCCACAGAGGAGAAGCGACAACGCCAUCAUCGCCUAUCCCCAGUACCCGCGAGAAGAACAGCCCCACAGCCAGGACGACAAGAGCGACGCUCCUCCAGGGACAGGGAACGAGAACGAGAACGGGAACGGGACAGGGACCGGGAAAGGGAGAGGCAAAGGGAUCGGGAUCGAGAAAGAGACCGCGAUCGUCUCCGCAGUCGUACACCGCCACGACGACAACGGAAUCACCACAUGGAGGAUUUGCGGCAAGAGAUCAAUCGUGACAAGCAACGGGAACGAAGGGAGCACAGUCGAGAGCGUCGCCCCAAUCAAUCAGGGACAGCAGCCCCAAUGGCGGGACGACCGCGUGAACGGGAAAGGGAACGUGACCGGGACCGUGAUAAUCGCUUUCAACGUGCCCAGCGUUCCCAUAGUCGCAGCAAAUUCGAAUCCGAUCGCCGGCGUGAGCGAGAACGUCAAUUGGAGCAGCGAGAUCGAGGAUCUGGCCGUGGUGGUUCACAGCGGGGCGGCAACCAUGACAGAGCCAAUAAUUCCGAUCGUGAUCGGUAUAAGGGCUCGUUGAGCGAGGGUCAGAAAAUGCAGGAAGACAAGGAUAGUACUGACGAGGAGAUCAAUCUGGACAUUGACAUUGAAGAUGAUGAUGAUGAAGAGCGCAUCAUUGAGCAGCGUCGCAAGAAACGAGAGGAGUUACUCAAGAAACUGGGUACUGCCUCACCCGAUCGAGUAUCACGUAAAUCCAACUCCUAUGAAUCGGAUAGUUCGGCAACUCCCCGACGUUCACGCACACCCAUGAAAGAGGAAGAAGAUGAUCCCAUGGAGGAAUCCAAUCAUCAAGAUGACAAAUCAGAUCAUCUACAACCCGAUCAACCGCAAAAAUUUAAAGAGAAACGCAAUGAAUGGGAUAUGUUUGCCGAUCAGGAUGUUGAUUCCAAUUUCGAUUCACCCAAUACGAUUAUCCAUAGCAAGCAUCAGCAUGAGAAUCCUGCUCUAACAGACAAUUGGGACGAUGCCGAAGGCUAUUAUCGUGUACGAAUUGGUGAAGUUUUGGAUAAUCGUUAUCUAGUCAGUGGCUAUACCGGUCAGGGUGUGUUCAGUAAUGUGGUACGGGGUCGAGAUCAGGCCCGUGGUCAGGCAAAUGUGGCCAUUAAAAUCAUACGCAACAAUGAGAUCAUGCACAAAACGGGUUUACGUGAAUUGGAGAUUCUCAAGAAACUAAAUGAAGCCGAUGCUGAGGAUCGUUUCCAUUGUCUACGAUUAUAUCGUCACUUUUUCCACAAACAGCAUCUUUGUAUGGUAUUUGAACCGCUGGCCAUGAAUUUACGUGAAGUACUCAAAAAAUAUGGCAAAAAUGUUGGCCUACACAUUAAGGCUGUACGUAGCUAUACGCAACAACUAUUUUUGGCAUUGAAAUUGUUGAAGAAAACUGGGAUCUUGCAUGCUGAUAUUAAACCGGAUAAUAUAUUGGUGAAUGAGAAUAAUUUGAUAUUGAAAUUAUGCGAUUUUGGUUCGGCAUCGGCAAUAAGUGAUAAUGAGAUAACACCAUAUUUGGUAUCACGUUUUUAUCGAUCGCCAGAGAUUAUAUUAGGUAUACCAUAUGAUUAUGGCAUUGAUACAUGGUCAGCGGGUUGUACCAUAUAUGAACUAUAUACGGGAAAGAUAUUAUUCAGUGGCAAGAGUAAUAAUCAAAUGCUUAAAUUCUUUAUGGAUGUGAAGGGUAAGAUACCGAAUCGGAUAAUACGUAAGGGACAAUUCCGGGAACAGCAUUUUGAUCAGAGUUGCAAUUUUCUCUAUCAUGAGAUUGAUAAGCUGACCGAAAGGGAGAAAAUUGUGGUAAUGCCUGUGGUGAAGAUUACCCGUAGCCUGCAACAAGAAUUAAUUGCUGAUCAGAAUUUACCCGAUGAUCAGCUUCGUAAAGUAACACAAUUGAAGGAUCUAUUGGAGAAUAUGUUUGCCCUGGAUACCACAAAGCGUAUAUCCUUGAAUCAGGCCCUAAUGCAUCCAUUUAUACAAGAGAAGAUGUAGACAAUUAAGACGAGAUAAUGAUGAUGAUGAUUGGAUGGGAUGGGAUGAGAUGCCCCUCCGUAUAACUAGCUAGUAAGGCACAGUUCUACUUAGCCUGUAGUUAAAUUAUAUUCGUUAAACACUUUCGACAACCUCCCCUCUCCCCCACCACCACCACGAUAUAUCAAUCAAUCAAUCCAAUCACUUUCCUUCUAUAUUUAUAUAAAUAUACAUAUAUCUGUAUGUAUGUAGGCAUGUUUCUAUAUAUAUGUAUAUAUAUAAAUAUGUACGCAUUUACAUUUAUAUAAAUGUAUAUAUACAUAAGUUCGUGUUUCGGUGGCGCGUUUUGUGAAAAAAAAAACAGUUUGAGAAAUUAAAACAAAAAAAAACCAAGAAAAAA